AACUUAGAAAACCCUGGCCUGCAGCCUGGAGCUGAAACUCRGCUUUAUGAAAUACAUUAAGCAGUAACUAUGGGAAAUGACUCAAAUGUGAUGCCAAGAGUUUCAUUUAUUUUUUUUUUAACACUGACAGAGCUCCCUCCUUCGGAAUUGCCSCAUACCGUGGGUGCUGAUGAUCUGCAGAAACUUCUUCACCUGCUGCAGUCCACAGACGACCCAUUAAUUCAAGAGCAGGUUUUAAUCACGCUCRGCAACAGUGCUGCCUUCUCUGUAAAUCACGAUAUAAUUCGGAAUUUGGAUGGCCUUUCUAUUAUUGGAAGGAUGCUCUCGGAUUGCAUUCCCAGGGUCAAAGAAAAAGCACUAAAUGCUCUUAAUAAUUUGAGUAUGAACAUUAAAAAUCAGAAAGAGAUACAGGUUUAUAUYAUGCAAGUUUGUAAGGACAUUGAGUCAGCUUCCCUGAACUCUGAUCUGCAGCUAGCUGGACUCAGACUGCUGACRAAUAUGUCUGUCACCAGCGACUACCACCAUAUGAUGAUAAAUUCAAUUCCGUGCUUCCUUCACCUGCUUUCAGAAGGAAACGAAAGGACACARAUUCAAGCUCUGAAAGUACUUGUGAAUCUCUCUGCAAACUCAGCCAUGACAAGACAUAUUCUCCAAGCUCAAGCCCCGUCACUGCUGCUACUUUUUGACAACUGCACGAACAGAGACGUUCUGCUCAGAGCCCUCACGUUUGCAGCAAAUUUGAAGAAGACUGAGAGCACUGAGGAAGGCACCGAGCUUCAGAGCCAGGCCAGCCAAGAUUCAGUUUUCUCUACCCUCUGUGGGGCUUCUGCUCCCUUCGCUCAGAAACUGGCAUCUUUAUUGCAUCACCCUGAUACAGAAGUGAAGGAGCAGGUUGCCAGAAUAUUAACACAAUAGUCAUUAAAAACCAGUGAUCUGAUUAAAUAUUUAAUCUUGAGUGCUUUCAUACAAGAAAAUAAAACUUUUUUUGGAAUACUAUCCUAUUAUUAGGUGAAAAACAGCUAUUGUGAGAGAGAAUGCAAUAUAUGUAAUAGAGAGCAUAGUAAGAGAAUUCUGAGCAAGAUAACACAGCAGCUUACUUAGCACUGACAAACCACUAUGGAGCUGGUACCCACUGACAAACGGGGAGAGACGGUUUAAAACACAAAUCUACACGUGUAGUGUAUUUUCAGAUGGACUAAAAAGUCAAUCCAAAUACUSUCUCAAUGUUACAAAGAAUUUCUA
Molecule: messenger RNA, 1242 nt
Organism: Nothoprocta perdicaria
Lineage: Eukaryota; Metazoa; Chordata; Aves; Tinamiformes; Tinamidae
Gene: ARMC10
Product: armadillo repeat containing 10
Exons: 5
Coding region: 70-915 (281 amino acids)
Cellular component (GO): mitochondrion
Molecular function (GO): protein binding
Source: RefSeq, a predicted model, not a curated record